AUGGAUUUUCUCCAGGUCUGCUUUCUGUGCGCCGUGCUCCUCGGAGUGACCACGGCUUUUACGCAUGAGGAUAUGAAGAAUGCACUGCUGGACAAACUGGGACUGGAUGAAGUGCCUAGAAUUCAAAAGAGGGAUUUGGAGAACCUUAUCAUCCCAGCGCAUAUUAAAAAUAAAUACAUGUCUAUGCUGAAAAAACACCACAGCAGGAGAAGGAGAUCUUUGCCCAGUUUAGCGGGCAUCUUGAAGGGCAUCCCUGGCAAUGCUGAUAUCUCUGGGGAGUACGUGUAUUCUGACACGACAAGGCAUCGCAUGGUGUUUGACAUGGAAGCCCGAAUUCCCGAUAACAGUGAAGUUACCAUGGCAGAGCUCAAGUUGUACCAGCGCGCCUCUUUCCACAAGCGCUUCACGGUGGAGCGUAAACACCAUCGCCCCGUCAAUAACGCACGAGUCAGCAUUUACUGGGUGGAAGUGCUUCCCAGUGGCGCCAACCGCACCUCUCUGGUGGACUCUCGACUGAUACCCAUUCACGAAACCGGAUGGAAGAGCUUUGAUGUGACACAAGCCGUGCACUAUUGGUCCAAAACGCAGCAGAAGACACCUAUGCACCUGGAGGUGUGGAUCGAGGGCGAGAGACCUGGCAGCUAUGCGGCAGAGGUGGCCAAGAGUGUGCGCUUUACCACCCAAGAGCUGACCGACAACACCUUAGGCAAGCCGGAGCUCAUUCUGUACACGCUGAACCUGGAAGAGUACGGUUCUCGUGGAGACUGUGAUGUCAACCAGAACAAAGACACCUGCUGCAGAGAACAGUACUUUGUCAACUUCCGAGCUCUCACCUGGACCCAGUACUGGAUCAUUGAGCCUGCAGGAUACCAGGCCUUCAGGUGCACUGGGGGGUGUAAACAACCCAAACGUAACUAUGGCUACGGAGAGAGGCGCUGCACUGUGUCUGAGAGCGCACCCCUGCCCAUCAUGUACCUGGUGAAGAAGGGCGACUACACUGAGAUCGAAGUAGCAGAGUUCCCCAACAUGAUUGUUGAGAGGUGUGCAUGUACAAUGGACAAUGUGUCAAUAGUAUGA
Molecule: messenger RNA, 1077 nt
Organism: Boleophthalmus pectinirostris (great blue-spotted mudskipper)
Lineage: Eukaryota; Metazoa; Chordata; Actinopteri; Gobiiformes; Gobiidae
Gene: lft1
Product: lefty1
Exons: 4
Coding region: 1-1077 (358 amino acids)
Biological process (GO): BMP signaling pathway; SMAD protein signal transduction
Cellular component (GO): extracellular region
Molecular function (GO): cytokine activity; transforming growth factor beta receptor binding; growth factor activity
Source: RefSeq, a predicted model, not a curated record